AGAGAGAGAGAGAGAAUGGAGAUCAAACUCUUAUCAAAUAGAGUGAAACAUGAAAUAGUACCAGAUAAUUACAUAUAUCCUGUCCACCAGAGACCAGGGAUUCAUGCAAGCGCAUGGAAACAGGUCCCAAUAAUCAAUCUCGCAGGAGACAAUCAAGCUGAUGUAUCAAACCAAAUCCUCAGUGCAGGAAAAGAUUUUGGGGUCUUUCGGGUAAUUAACCACGGAAUUCCACAACAACUGAUUGAUGACAUGUUGGCACUCGCCCAAGAAUUCUUCGAGAUGCCUGCUGAAGACAAAGCCCCCUACUUAUCUGAAGAUCCAACAAAAGAGCCCAGACUUUUUACGGGCCAUCGUCAAGGGAAUAUAACUCCUGUUUGUUGGAGAGAUUGCCUCUUUAUCCCUACCUACCCCGUGGGAAAAUACGAGCAUCUUUAUCCAGAAAAACCUAAUAAUUUAAAGGAGACGAUGGCCAAAUUCACACCAGAGGCCAGAGGUCUAGCAACAAGAAUAUUAAAGCUCAUCAGUGUAGGCUUAGGACUGGAAGAGGAUUAUUUGGCUGGAAACCGCAGCGGAGGCCCUAUGAAGAUGCUUUUCAACUACUAUCCUCCAUGUCCAGACCCAAGCUUAACGUUAGGUAUUCCUAGGCAUUGCGAUCCGGAUCUCGUGACCCUCCUCUUUCAAGCGAAGGUCAGCGGGCUCCAAGUCCUACAUGACGACCAAUGGGUCUCUGUCGAUCCUCUUCCGAGUGCCAUUGUCGUGAACUUUGGACACUUAUUUGAGGUUAUAUCUAAUGGAUUGCUAAAGGCUGUGGAGCAUAGAGUUGUAACUAACCGGAAUGUGGCAAGAACAACCGUCUCUGUGGGCAUCAGAUCAGCUGACGAUUGCGUCAUUGGUCCAGCUGACGCCCUUGCAAGCGACGAUAGUAACCCUCCCCUCUACAGAUCCUUCAUGUUUCCAGAAUUCGUGAAGGCCUAUACGAGCAAUACAACUUAUGAUAGAGAAAUCAAUAUGGAAGCCUUUAAGAUAAAAAACUAGAGAUCCACACAACCAUCCGUCAGAAGGAUCCAGCCAUGAUUUUCUGUGAUGUCUUCUGUCAAUCCAUGUUACUGUUAUUUUGUGCCGUUUCAUUAACGUUGUUUUGAGAAACAUGUUGAAUCUUAUCAACUGCUGGGCUUUGUGUUGAGCAAAU
Asparagus officinalis (garden asparagus) is the source of this 1189-nucleotide messenger RNA. Its product is annotated as protein DOWNY MILDEW RESISTANCE 6-like. The transcript is spliced from 4 exons. The coding region runs from base 16 to 1035 and encodes 339 amino acids. The record is from RefSeq and is a predicted model, not a curated record. NCBI's taxonomy places the organism in Eukaryota, Viridiplantae, Streptophyta, Magnoliopsida, Asparagales, Asparagaceae.